Molecule: messenger RNA, 1596 nt
Organism: Rubroshorea leprosula
Lineage: Eukaryota; Viridiplantae; Streptophyta; Magnoliopsida; Malvales; Dipterocarpaceae
Source: the annotation of a GenBank genome assembly
AGAAUUUGUUUUCUCUGUUUUGCCCUCGGGGCUUUGUCUCUACUUUUCUCUCUCGGAAGAUGGCUUUUGGGUCUUUUUCCUCUUCCUGUUUUUGCAGUGUCUGUGCUGAUCUGUUUCCUCUUCUGCGUUUGAUUGAUUAUCGGCAAACUCUGGUCGGUGGUCGUCGAUCAUCAAAAGGGAAAGUUGAGUUCUGCGGUUUGAGCUGACUUUUGGUGUUUUGGGUUUGCUUGCUCUACUGAGAUUUGAGCACCAAAUCCUCCAUCUCCUUUCAGAUUUCAGAUCUGAUGAUUUCCCAUCUCUUGCUUAUUUCUCUCAUCUCAAUCACAUUUCCUUUCUUGCUGCCGGCGGUAAAGGAAGAUUGAGAAAGGGGUUGAAUGAAGAGAGAAGAAAGAAGUAGGUAGAUCUACUGUGAUUAAAUCUGGGCUUGGGAGUCUGACAGGGAAAAUUUUGAGUGGUGGGGCUAGGCCGGAGGUGAGAAGAGGAGAUGAGAAAAGGGAAGAGUCAAUGGGGAAUGGGCAAUGGGUCACAGAUGGAGAAAAAUUGGAAGAGGAAGAUCGUGGGUUCAGGAAGGCUGGUCACAACUGAGGAAGAGAAAAAAAAUGAGACUCGUGGUGACUGAUUUUCCAAAUUUGAGUUUGUUGGGAGGAGAAGAGGCCCUAAACUCCUCGCAGAAGCUGAUGUGUAGGUCCAGCGCUUCCUCGGUGGAGAUGGUCGUGUGGGAUCUCUGCACUAUGUCCUUGACGGUCUAGACACAGAGGCUGCAAAUUCAGUGGCCCUGGUUGCGUUCCCAGACGUGGAAGAUGUAGGCGGAAGUGUAUUCCUCAGUGAAGCAGCAGCAAUGGCAUUUGACGGACUGGAUUUUGGUGAGAGGAGUGACUUUGGUUGACGGUGGCUGAGUCUCUGAGCUGGCGAAUGCUAUGGCUUGAGGUAGAACAUUGGAGAUUGGUGGCAAGAUAGUUUGAAAUGAUUGAGUUUUGAAAUUAAAAAUCGUUCGGGAAGAACAGGAAAAAAACGCGUUUGUACAAAAUUGUUAGGUAAAUUUUCAUUCCUUAGACAUAUUCGUUUUGUUUAUGAUUAAAAGCUAUGAUAUGGCUUUGUUUAGAUACUGUUUAGAUGAGUAAAAUUCAUAUAAUCAAGAGUUACUAAUAAUGUAAUUUUCAUUUAUUUUGUUGUAGCAUUACUCUUUUCUACUCUGUCUUAUUAUCAGUAUAUAUUGAAUAUUUUUUGGCAAAUAUAAGGUUGAUGACAGGACUUUCUUAUUAUCAUUUUUUCCCUUAUAAGGUGAGUUAUAAGCAUGAGGGAGGUGAAGAGCAAGGGGCGAUUUGGUGAAGAAAAAGGAUUAGUAGAGCCGUCAGUUGUCAGGUCAAUAUCUCACUUGCUUUUUAGUCCAAAUUUAUGUCCUUUAUGAUGGGUCUAUUAGAUUAUCAGCUAGCAAAAAGAUUGUGCAUGUUUACAGAAGAUGGAGUUGGAUGAAAUAAUCAGAGAAAAGAGAAGGGGUGUUGUAUUUGAUUUGUUGAGAGGUUUGUUAUGGGUUUUUGUGAAAUAAGGAGAAGAGGUUUGUUAUGGGUUUUUGUGAAAUAAGGAGAAGAUGCAAUU